This is a messenger RNA of Pyricularia grisea, 222 nucleotides long. RefSeq lists its product as uncharacterized. The transcript has 2 exons. The record is from RefSeq and is a predicted model, not a curated record. The coding region runs from base 1 to 222 and encodes 73 amino acids. NCBI's taxonomy places the organism in Eukaryota, Fungi, Ascomycota, Sordariomycetes, Magnaporthales, Pyriculariaceae.
AUGCACACAAUACACCACCCUGAUCGAGCCAAGCCGCAGAACCAGCCGACAGACCGUCAUCGAGAAGCGCUCAACUGCGCGGCUCGCUCAUUCUUCAUAACAGACAGGGGCGUGGCCGAGCACACAUGUAUACAUGCACUCUUUCACUCGCACGGUUUGGUAAACCCGACAUCGUGGAAUGAUUUGAUUUUCGCUAGCAUUCGCCACUUCUCCUGGCUGUAA